Messenger RNA from Bombus terrestris (buff-tailed bumblebee), 4545 nucleotides. RefSeq names its product solute carrier family 41 member 1. Gene Ontology annotation, cellular component: plasma membrane. The record is from RefSeq and is a predicted model, not a curated record. The transcript is spliced from 8 exons. Bases 1288 to 3009 code for a protein of 573 amino acids. Gene Ontology annotation, biological process: monoatomic cation transport. NCBI's taxonomy places the organism in Eukaryota, Metazoa, Arthropoda, Insecta, Hymenoptera, Apidae. Gene Ontology annotation, molecular function: monoatomic cation transmembrane transporter activity.
UUGCAGCAAUUAGUUCUCUAUACCACGUGUUUGAGAUCAAUUGCGACGUCAACAUUGUUUGUAUUCAAAACGUGUUUAAACCGAGUUACUGUAUUAAAAUCGAAUGAACUCAUCGACAGAAAAAAAAAAGUAGAAUUCGCAGGCAAAAUACGAAAGUCGAUUUAAUUAGUGAGUAAAGAAAGUACAUUGGGUUAAUAAAAUACGGGAGACGUAGAUUAUCGUGGCACCACGACAUAGUCGAGAGUUGAAACUCAAUGUCAUAGCAAAUCGCUCGAUUUAUGGACGACUAAUUGUAAGAGAUCUUACAUAACCAGUCUUUUAGGAAAUAGAUAAGAAUACAUAGUGUGAUAAAGAUAUAAUAAUACGUACACAUAGAGGAUAUCCAAUUAAAUAGUAAAUAAACAUUGUGAUGAUAGAACCUGACUUAAAUCGUAUAAUACAGUCGUGGAAACUUACGUUGAAAUGAUAAACGCGGAAUGAAUAAGUUUCAAUAUAGGCGAUCUAGUAAUGUAUACAGCGAACCGAUUAAUACCUAAAAUUUAGAGAUUUCAAAGUGUGAUAAAUUAAUAUCGAGUUCGUGAUCUUUACCGAGAAAAAUUGUAAAAUUCAGCGUUUCGUCAAACAAGACAAGCACCUACGUUCAAUUCUAAAUUCAAAUAAAUUCUGUCCCCGGUAUAGACAAUAUCAUGAUUAAACGUUUGUCGAUUGAUCGAUUAUAUGACAGAAAAUCGAAUCUCGAUAGGAGAUUACAUCUGAAACGGAUUAAGAUAUCGAUUCUUUGCGCGAAGGUCGAUCGAGCAAAAUAACGCGAUGGUAAAAGGGAGGAAGGUGGUGAGAGAGAAAGAAAGAGGCAAAGAGAGGGUUUAACCGAUAAAAAAGUUUAAAAAAGUAACCUCGUCGAGCGAAAGAAAUAUAAUUCUAUAAUCAACCACAUAUGCGAAUGGAUAUUUUAUUGCGUGAACGAACAAUUAGAAUAACAGAUAAACGUAAAUAGAUAAAGAGUAAGGCAAAAAAGUAAGAGAGAUAUGCAAGCAAGCAGACGGAUAGGAAGGCAGGCAGGUAGGCAGGCAGCUAGGCAGACGAGCAGGAAAGCAGAAAAGCAGACAGGUAGAUAGGCGAGGAAUAACAGACGAAUCGAUACAACAGUUUUGAGAACAUUAAAAAUCAGAUUUUUCGAGUCUAUGAAUCUGGCCACGAUUCGAUACACCAUCGAGGAUUCCCUUACAGAAGUACAGGAGAAUGGCUAUAUAUCCGUGGCAGCGAGUCACACGGGGUCCUCAGUAGAAGAUGAUAGAGGACCAGGUGCAUCAACAUCCGGUACGACUACCUCCCGACAAACACGCCCAUAUCGAUGUUACAGGAGCCAAAAUUGAAAAUGAUCAAUGUAAGGAACCUUUGCUUUCCGAGAAGCAAACUACCCACAGGGUAACGCCAGUUCGUGCUCGUUCGCGCACUAUCUCAGAAUCAACAGUCGGAAACACGAUCAUGGGCACAACUUCUGCCACAGGCACGAGUAUGGUUGCGGUGACGGCUAUGGGAACGGGCACGAAUGCGAAUGCAUGGAUGGACACCGUUGUCGGGGUGAAUACUACCACCGAUCCUACCGACAAAUCCAUCGAGGAAGAUUGCGUCGAGGUACCCAUAUUCGACGAGGGAACCACCGAUGGCGGCCGCCUCCCCGACGUCGUCGCUGAGAGUAAAAUCUACGGCGUAAACGGGGAUGAACCCCUCGAAUCGUACCUAGCGAUCACUAUUCAAGUUUUUAUACCGUUUCUUAUUGCCGGUCUUGGCAUGGUUGGAGCUGGAUUAGUCCUAGAUUUGGUUCAACAUUGGGUCGUGUUUGAGAAAGUGAGCGAACUUAUCAUUCUGGUACCAGCACUGUUGGGUUUGAAAGGAAAUUUGGAAAUGACUCUCGCAUCUCGUCUUUCGACUCAAGCAAAUCUCGGACACAUGGACGCGCCGAAAGAACAGUGGCACAUGAUCGUCGGAAAUCUCGUCUUGAUUCAAUGCCAGGCGAUAGUGGUUGGAUUUCUGGGCUCUGUGGUGGCGAUCGUAAUGGGAGCAUUCCGAAACGGUACCAUCUCGUUGGAUCAUGCAUACCUAUUAUGUGCAAGCAGCCUAGUUACCGCCUCUCUGGCAUCCUUCGUCCUUGGAUUGAUCACCGCAGGUGUGAUUGUUUUUUCCCGUCAUUGUCACAUAAAUCCGGACAACGUCGCGACACCGAUCGCCGCCAGUCUCGGUGACAUCACUUCCUUAGCCCUGCUCUCUUGGAUAUCCACGAUUCUCUACGAAUCGAUAAAUAAACAAGAUUGGGUCGCGCCUCUGGUGAUCGCUUGUUACAUCCUUGUCACGCCGCUCUGGGUAUGGAUCGCCAAGAGAAACAAGUACACCAACGAUGUCCUUUACUUCGGAUGGACUCCUGUAAUGAUCGCUAUGUUGAUCAGCAGUUGCGGUGGUCUAAUACUCGAAUUCAUGGUGUCGCGAUUCGAAAACCUGACCGUUUUCCAACCGGUGAUCAACGGUGUCGGUGGAAAUUUGGUAGCUGUGCAAGCAAGCAGGAUAUCGACGGCCCUUCAUAAGCAAGCCGAACUGGGAACGCUUCUAAUUCCACCGGGUCACACACAUCCUGUUAUCUUCAUUACACCUAUCGCUAACUUUUUUGGCAAAGGUAUGCACGCGAGAACAACAAGAGUCCUAAUGGCAAUGGUUAUACCAGGUCACAUCAUCUUCAUUUACCUGAUCAAUUAUAUGAAGGACGGCAACACCUCGUUAACGCCACUCUUCGUUUUUGUUUACUUGUGUGCCUCCACGCUGCAGGUUGCUGCUCUCCUGUACAUUGCUUACAUAAUGAUACAUUGGAUGUGGAAGCGAAAAAUCGAUCCCGAUAAUUCAGCAAUUCCAUACUUGACGGCAAUGGGGGACCUAUUAGGCAUCAGUUUAUUGGCAAUCGCUUUCCAAUUCCUGUAUCUCGUUGGAGAUCAGGAUUCUGAUCAGACGAUCGCUCCAUAAAAAUUGCAUUCUAAAUAGAUCGCAAAGAUUUCUUCAAUUAUUUCCUGUGAGGCGACGAUAGUUAUCGAUGCGUCGUACAAAAUAUCCUCUCUCAAAAAAUCAUUGACAUCGUCUUCGUCACCGGCAUCACCAUCGUCGUCGUCGUCGUCGUCGUCGCUGUUAUCUUCAUUAUCAUCAUCAACGUUAUCAUCAUCGUCAUCGUCAUCGUCAUCGUCAUAGUCGCCGUCGCCGUCGCUAUCGUCGUCGUCGUCGUCGUCGUCGCCAUAGUUUCCGUGGUUAUUAUCGUCGUUACAUAUUCUAUGUAUUUUUCCUUGUAUAAGGAAAAUUACAAGUUAGUUACUCGCUUUGUUAGUACGCCAUGUGGAAAGGUAAUACUUUUUUUGCACGAAAGAAAGCAAUACAUCGAAAAAAUGUAUAUGUAACUGAAUGAAGGCCAAUGCCUAAUAAGGCUGUGCUUUUGCGGAGGUACAUAUAUUGUAUAGUAAUAUAGAGCAUACCUUGUUGCCCGAAAUAUUUUCGUUUGAAUUAAACCGAAUUCUCAUGCAGUUGACUCGAUUCAACUUAGUUCGAUUCGGUUUGAUUCACACUACUUAGUCCCGUACCACAAUGAUUCCGUGAUAUUAUUUUCCUUAUUCAUCUAGUCGUGAAGAAAUUAAGUUUAUCAUAAUUGGACUAUGUAUGUACACGAGGUCUUAUGAUAAUCUUUAGCUAUAAAUAAUUUUAGACCGAUGGGCAAUUCGCGUUUUCGCGAAGAUUGUGAUCAGAGAUAAGUAAAGGAAGGAAAAGGCAUCCCAGAAUCCGGAUAUGAAACAGUUUAAGAAAAAAGAAUAUACGAGAUAUUAUUUCAGCUUGGAUACUACACUGAAUUUUGUUUUUAGUUGAUCAGUCGUUAAGUCGCAUAUGUUACGAACUGAAUGAAAUCCGCAUACCUAAUACUUGUAACAUCGAUACAAUGUGUACGUGUCUUCAAAUAGUUGCCUUCGUAUACGAUGGGAAUUAAGUAGGUAAUUUAAAUAUCGAGUAAUGUCCACACGAACUAUUUUUGAACGCUUUGAAUAACUUGUUAACGAAGUUAAGGGGGCGGGACACUGAGCGACCCUCCUUGUAAUAACUAUUAGCGCAUUCUCGAUCACUCAAUAAAAUCAGUCGCAGUGCGGCAUUGUAGAAGUUCAUAUUUCGCUAUGAUAGUUACACAUCUGCUAUAGUCCAUAAUUUCGCGAGUCUUCCACCGAAGCUAGACGAUUAUCGACACCGCAAAAUGUAUUUUCACUAUGUACACAGAUUAUAUUGAAUAUGUACCUCGAAACGAGUCAGGUUUCGUCAUAGGAGGUUUCCUUAGGAGUGUCGCCGAUAGAUACACGCGCAUGUUGAAAUGCAAACGAUACAAACAUAUACUUUGUCUCUUUUUUGUCUUAACACGCGUACACGAGCGUAGCAUAUGCCUAAAAUUUGAAAAACAUUGUAAAAACCAGUAGGAAAACCACACCAAAGAUUAGGCUAUAAAUAUAUCUUGACAAUAAUGUUUGUUUCAAGGAG